AUGAAGCUGAUAUCACAAAAGCAGUUCAAAGACGUCGAGGAGGAGCAAAUCACACUGCAGCCCGAGGAGCCCGAGGACAUGUGGCACGCAUACAACCUCAUCGUCGUCGGCGACCGCGUGCGCGGGCACGCCAUCCGCAAAGUCAGCGUCACCAACACGGGCACCGGCGCGACGCAGUCGGAGCGCGUGCACGUGGACCUCACCGUCAAGGUCAAGUCGCUCUUCUUCGACCCUGCCGCGUCGUCGCUGCGCGUGUCGGGCACCAUCUGCUCCGAGAACGAGCACGCGCCGCUCGGCUCGCACCACACGCUCGACCUCGAGGUCGACCGGCCGUUUACGCUCAUCAAGGCGCACGGGUGGGACAGCGUCGCGCGCGAGGCGCUCGCGCAGGGCCUCGGCGACGACCGCCACCGCGCGACCGCCACCGUGGUCAUGCAGGAGGGGCUCGCCAACAUCUGCCUCAUCACCGAGUUCCGCACCGUCUUCAAGGCCCGCGUCGACCACGUCGUGCCCCGGAAGCGCGACGCCGCCGCCACCCAGGACGCCGGCGUCCACAAGUUUUACGAAAAGACGCUCGCCACCCUGCUGCGCUCCGUCGACUUUGCCGCCCCCCGCCCGCUGCUGCUCGCCAGCCCGGGCUUCGUCGCCGCCGACUUUAAGAACUACAUUGCCCAGCAGGCCCGCGACAGGUCCGACAAGACGCUCGCCGCCGUCGCCAAGCAGGCCACCGUCAUCCACGCCAACUCGGGCCACAUGCACAGCCUGCGCGAGGUGCUCAAGAGCCCCGCCGUCAUGGCCCAGAUGCGCGACAUGAACUUUGCCAAGGAGGCCAUCUUGAUGGAUAAGUUCUUUGAGCUGCUCAAGCGCGACGACGGACGCGCCUGGUACGGCUCUCACGCCGUCCACAAGGCCGUUGCCGACGGCGGCGUCGGCCCCGGCGGCGGCACCCUGCUCAUUAACAAUUCGCUGUUUCGCAGCAACGAUUUGGAGGUGCGUAAAAAGUACGUCGCUCUCGUCGACAAGGUCAAGCAAGACGGGGGCGAGACGCGCGUGCUGAGUAGUGAUCACGAAAGCGGACAGCGCCUCAAGAUGCUGGGCGAUAUUGCUGCGAUUCUAAAUUAUCCCAUGCACGACUUGGACGAGGAUGAAGAAGAAGAGGAGGCGCAGCCUGAAGUAGACAGAACACGGUAUGAAGAAGAUGAUGAUGUUGGGAUGCUGGAGAAUGUUAUUUGA
Cordyceps militaris CM01 is the source of this 1233-nucleotide messenger RNA. Its product is annotated as translation factor pelota, putative. The transcript is spliced from 2 exons. Lineage: Eukaryota; Fungi; Ascomycota; Sordariomycetes; Hypocreales; Cordycipitaceae. The coding region runs from base 1 to 1233 and encodes 410 amino acids. Gene Ontology annotation, biological process: nuclear-transcribed mRNA catabolic process, no-go decay; nonfunctional rRNA decay; RNA surveillance. Gene Ontology annotation, cellular component: cytoplasm. The record is from RefSeq and is a predicted model, not a curated record.